Molecule: messenger RNA, 819 nt
Organism: Rotaria sordida
Lineage: Eukaryota; Metazoa; Rotifera; Eurotatoria; Philodinida; Philodinidae
Source: the annotation of a GenBank genome assembly
AUGCCACCACAAUUACGUGAUCCUUCACCAAAUCUUCCUGCUGAAUUCAAUUUAGCUGCAGCUACGACUACAAAUAAUAUUCCUGUUGAUGUAUUACCACAACGAGCAAUUUUUGCUAGAAAUACAACACAACCAUUUUUUGUUAAUAAUCAAGGUAAUACAAAUCAACAACAACAACAACAGCCACAAAAUAAUGGGUCCAAUCAAUGGAGACAAACAACAACAGCAUCAUUUAGACGCCGACAACGGCGGGUUCGACAAAAGCAAUAUCGCCAAAAUGAAAUAAAUAAUAAUAAUAAUAAUCGAUUUGCUAUAUUGGCCGAAAAUAAUCAUGAUGAAGUUGAUGUUAUGUCAAAUAUCGAUGAGAAUGAACCAUUACCAGUUAUAAGAAAUAAUAAGAAAAACAAAAAGAAUAAAAAUUAUCGGGCAUAUUUUGCAUAUAAUAGAAUAACGACAUGGCUACAAAAUGAAUCAAUAUCAAAAGAAACUGUUGAAACUAGUGGCAAUCAUGCUUAUUUAAUGGCUUCGAUUCCUAUUUAUGAUGAGUGGAUUCGAGCUAAUUAUGAUUUACAAGUAUGGCAAAAUUAUUUAAAAAUGGGUACUGAAAAUAAACAAUGGGCAAAAGAAGUCAUUCAACGAACAAAAAAACGUGAUGGCAUAGUAAAUAAUCAAUUUGUUAUAAAGAAAAUUAAUCAAUUAUCAGUUGUAGUAGCUCAAGCAAAUGCAACCAUUUCUGGUUUAAAAAUUCAAUUACGUAUGUACUGGUCACAAAUGCCGGGAUAUAAAAAAGUAAAACCAACAGCUGGCAAUAUAGCCUAA